This is a messenger RNA of Nannochloropsis gaditana CCMP526, 129 nucleotides long. RefSeq lists its product as uncharacterized. The transcript is spliced from 2 exons. The record is from RefSeq and is a predicted model, not a curated record. The coding region runs from base 7 to 129 and encodes 40 amino acids.
GCACUCAUGAGCCUUCCUUGUCACCCCGACCGCCCCUCUUCCUGUCUCUUUCCCCUUCUUUCCCCCAUCGUCCAGGAUGACGAGCGGAGGAGGAAAGACGUCCAAACCUUCUUCGCUUUGAGGAGCUGA